This is a messenger RNA of Cuculus canorus (common cuckoo), 3633 nucleotides long. RefSeq names its product SFT2 domain containing 3 (gene SFT2D3). The transcript has a single exon. The record is from RefSeq and is a predicted model, not a curated record. The coding region runs from base 37 to 579 and encodes 180 amino acids. Gene Ontology annotation, cellular component: membrane. NCBI's taxonomy places the organism in Eukaryota, Metazoa, Chordata, Aves, Cuculiformes, Cuculidae. Gene Ontology annotation, biological process: vesicle-mediated transport.
CCCCUCCCCAAGAUGGCGCCCGGGUAGCGCCGCGCCAUGGCUGACCUGGGCCGGCAGCUGCACGAGUACCUGUCGCGGUCCAAGCCCGCGGGUCCCGCUCCGCCGCCGCCGCCGCAGCCGGACCCAGACCCGGAGCCGGACCCGGAGGAGGCGGCGGGGCUGUGCCCGCGGCUGGGCCGCUGGGAGCGGCUGUGGGGGGCGGCGCUGUGCCUGGCGGCGUCGGCGCUGUGCCUGGUUCUGGCCGCGCUGUCGGCGCCGCUGCUGCCGCUCCGCGCGCGCCGCUUCGCGCUGCUCUGGUCGCUGGGGUCGCUCUGCGCGCUGGGCGCCGCCGCGCUGCUCCGCGGGACCCUCCGCCCCCCCGGCCCCGCCGCCCUGCUCUACCUCGGAGCCCUGGCCGCCACCCUGGCCGCCGCCCUGGGGCCGCGCAGCGCCCUCCUCGCCGCCGCCGGGGCCGCCGUGCAGAUCGCCGCCGCCGCCGCCCUCCUGCGCGACAGCCUGCCCGGGGGCACCGCCGCCCUGCGCCGCCUCGGGGGGCUGCUGGGGGCCGCGCUGCGGCGGGGGGCGGCCGGGGCGCUCUGAGGGGCAGACGGGGAGAGGAGAGGUCUGCCCCGCUGAGGGGAGAGACUGCUGCCUCUCUGAGGGGAGAAGGGGGAGAAAGAGCUGCCGCUCUGAGCGGGGAAAGGACUGCUGCUCUGAGGAGAGAAAGCAGAGCAAAGCGCUGCCCCUCUGAGGGGAAAAGGGGAGAGAGAGAGCUGCUCCUCUGAGGGGAAAAGGGGAGAGAGAGCUGCUCCUCUGAGGGGAGAAACUGUGGCUCCGCUGAGGAGCGAAAGGGGGUGAAACGCCGCCACUCUGAGGAGAAGAAGGGGGGCAAAGAGCUGCCUCUGUGAGGUGAGGGAGCGCUGCCCCUCUGAGGGGAGAGAGAGCUGCCCCACCGAGGAGGGAAAGGGGGUAAAAUGCUGCCUCUCUGAGGUGAAAAAGGGGGGCAAAGAGCUGCCCCUCUGAGAGAGGAAAAAGCUGCCUCUGUGAGGCGAGAAAGCACCGCCCCUCAGAGGUGGGAGAGAGCUGCGCUUUUGAGGGGAGAAAGAGCUGCCGCUCUGAGUGGGGAAAGCACUGCUCCUCUGAGGGGGAAAAGGGGGGGGGGGCCAAAACGCUGCCCCCCUGAGGGGGGAGGGGGGCAAAGUACUGCCCCUCAGAGGGGCGAAAGAAGGGUGAAGCGCGAAGUGCAGCCCCUCAGAGGGGAGAAGGACGGGCAGCCCCUGUGAGCAGCCGCUGCCUGUGUGGGGGAGUCCCAUGGUCGAGUGUGGCCAGUUGGAGCAAGCCCCUAGUGCUUGUGGGAGCACUGGUGGGAGCGAGCCUUGCAUCAGCUUCUGGGUGAAGUGUCGCCAGUGGAUGCGAGCCCUGCAUCACCUCACAUGUGAAGCUUUGCCAGAAGGAGCAAGCCCUGCAUCACCUCCUGUGACAAUCUUUGCCCGUGGGAGUGAGUCACACAUCACCUCCCUUGGGUUCGAGCCCCGCAGGCCAGCAGGACUCGGACAGGGACUGAGGAGGACCCACAGAACAAGAAGACGGCUCUCAGAGACCAGGAUGAGGAGGGCACCUUCGCACACCACUUCCCCCCAUGACCUCCAUGUUCCUGCUGCGUUUUCAUCGCCGGUUCAUCACCAGAGAACAGCCUCGGUGACUCUGAACUUGUCCUGCUGUGUUUGGGGGCAGCAGUGUGGGUGCCAGCCUGCCGAGCCACCCCUCAGCACAGGUUUUGCCUUAUUACAAAGUCGGCUCGGUAGUGCUGGUCCAGAUUCUCUCCAUCCCCAGUGGCAGCUGGCAGCAUUCCUCAUCCUUACCUUCAGUGUGGGACCACGUGGCUGCUGCAGCCCACUUCAAAAUGUGAGUGAGACAACAGAGACAAUGUAAUUCUUGACUUGUCCGUUGGGUGGAAGGUCUUACAGCUGACACUGUAGGGCUGGCUGGUGUUGGAACAUGGAGGUGAUCCAGCAAGAUUCUGUCAAGUGUGGGGGUGAACAUUCAAAACCAGGUAACUGCUGUUAACUCAGGUUUGUGGUGACCCCUCCAUGCUGAACCCAUUCUUCGGUCGCUGUAUGCUGCAGUCAUCAGCUACCUUGGACCAGUGGUGAAUAUGAAUAGCGUGCCCACUGAACUGCUUUUCUCUCUAAAAAACAUCUGUAAAGUACCAUCCAGUAAGUGCAGCAAACGUCCCUGGGUCUGUGGGUCACAAAGGCUGCCCCUCAUUGUAAGGGGAGUCUCGUGUGAUGAUGACGGGGUGCAAGAUGCUAAUCUUGUACCUUGCCUUUGCAGGUACUGCUGCAUUACAGCUGCUGUAAGGUAGCACAUACUUGGGCUCUAAAAAGAUAACUUCAGCUCCUAGAACUUGAUUUUAUAUAUACACCUAUCUUUUACUGUCCCAACACAGGCAGGAAUUACUUGCUUGUCACAACGUGACCUUCAAAACUAAGAUUUGCUCGUAAUUGGAGCCUGUUUCCGCUAGCACAGUUCUGUUGCAGUGCAGAAACCAAGCAGCCUUGGGCAGGUGCUGAAUUUGGGCUGCCGGUUCCUGCUGAGAGCUCGAUGCUUCCCUCCAGGCUUCGUGCACUGCUGCAGGUGAAGAGGAGUGCCAGGCCUACCCUGCUUAGAGCCUAAGGGAGGAUCUCACCGAGCAUAUGCGUUUCAUAUACAAAAUAAAGCCAAACACUGCAUUAUUUAACUGCUAUCACUACUUAGGGUUUAGCAUAAACGCCUAAUUCUUGCUCCGAAUUAAACUGAAAAUUGUUAACUGAGGUACUUAAAUGUACUUAGAUUGCUUUAAUAAAACUUAUCUGUACCAGAUGUCGGUAUAGAAAUUCCACUAAUGGUCAUAUUUUUUUUCCCUCUUCAAAGUGUAGAUCAGCACUUUAUGAAUAGCAUUAAAUUAAUUCUCUCAUUUUUACAGCUUCCAAGCUAUACCACAUAAAAUUAAUUUUAUGCCUAACAGCAGUAUAAAAUUAAAUCUUAGAGACUAAGUGGAGCUGUAAACUAUGAGGUAGAGCCUGAGGAUUCUACCUGCAGCACCGGUCAAAGAACUGGACCUGGAGAGAACUGAAGUAUGUUCCCAUUAAGUCAUUUUAUCCAUUUUCAGCAAUCGUGGGGCUCUGUAUGCUGGACUGGGGAGCUGGUUCUGUCUCUCCUCAGAUUUUAUGCAAAAGCAAGCCAAUACUCCAGUUUUUAUGACUUUUUGUGCAUAUUCCACGAUUGCAGAAUAUUUCACAUCUUAAUUAGAAAAGCUGCCCCUUGAUGAGGAAUGUAACUUAACACCAAGUACCACAGCAGUUUAAGGAGUUAACCAACCAUCAGAGGGAAAGUGAGCAGCUCCCUCUAGUCUAGAGACAGAAGGUGGGGUUUCCUGGUAUUAGGUGUACUCUAACUUAUUUUGGGAGGGGACUGUGGUUUAAUUAAGGACUAAAGAUCCAAAUCGCAUAUUCUAACCAUUAGACAGUCACUUACAGCCCCUUAAAAAUAUAUAGGACUUGUUUAAAAAAACAAAAAAAGGCAAGCCUUGCCCUUUAAAAAAAAUAAAAAGGCAAACUUUGUCCUUUGCUAACAAUUUAAUUGAAGGUACUUUAUCACUAAAGCUGCAGGACA